Messenger RNA from Electrophorus electricus (electric eel), 2102 nucleotides. It is a transcript of the gene tmem30b, whose product is annotated as transmembrane protein 30B. Gene Ontology annotation, biological process: phospholipid translocation. NCBI's taxonomy places the organism in Eukaryota, Metazoa, Chordata, Actinopteri, Gymnotiformes, Gymnotidae. The record is from RefSeq and is a predicted model, not a curated record. Gene Ontology annotation, cellular component: plasma membrane; endoplasmic reticulum; Golgi apparatus.
GCUAACGACUUCGUAAUAGAAGGACAUAUUCAUUUAUGCUUUCUUGGACAAUUUGAUCAAACCUUCAAUCGAUUUUUUGCCAAGAUCAUUAGCCAGACAAACCUUUCGCGUUCUCGUGUCUCUGGAACGCCCUCAGAAUGAAAGCCGGACCGUCGAGAACCAACAGGCCAGAUAACACGGCGUUUACGCAGCAGCGGCUCCCUGCCUGGCAGCCUAUUCUGUCCGCUGGUAUCGUCAUCCCCGGGUUCACGCUCAUCGGACUGGCCUUCAUCGGCGUCGGGGUCGCACUUUUCGUGACUUCGCAGAAGAUCACAGACCUGGAGAUUGACUACACAGGUGUUGCAGCAACCUCACCGUGCUUCAAGUGCACCAGUUUUGCUGCAGAGAAUUGCAUGUGUCAAAUGGAAUUCACCUUAACGACCCUGUUUGAGGGGCCUGUUUUCUUCUAUUAUGGCCUCACCAGUUAUUAUCAGAACUUCAGAACCUAUGGUGUCUCUAAAGAUGGUUACCAGCUGUCAGGAGAUACCUACUACUUCAAUAAUCCUCAAGAUAGCUGCGCGCCUUACCAGUAUGAUUCUAACAAUAACCCAAUCGUGCCCUGUGGAUCCAUAGCCAACAGCAUGUUCAGUGAUACUUUCCAGCUGUAUCAGGUCGUUAAUGGCAUGAAGAAGCAGGUUCCUUUGGAUGGGAAAGGAAUCGCGUGGUGGACUGACUACAACAUCAAAUACAGCAAUCCUGCACUUGUCAAUGGCUCCUUUGCCAACGCCUUCAGCGGUACCGUGAAACCUGUAAACUGGUCCAAGCCAGUAUACGAGCUGGACCCCACCGACCAGGCCAAUAACGGUUUCCUGAACCAGAACUUCCUGGUAUGGAUGAGGCAGGCAGCCCUGCCUAAAUUCCAGAAGCUGUACGGACGAAUCGCAGAGGGGGAUUAUGCCCAAGGACUUCCUGCCGGCAACUAUACGCUGUUGAUCAACUACAGCUACCCAGUGAUUAGCUUUGGGGGCACUAAAAAGGUGGUGUUGAGCAAUGUCUCCUGGAUGGGGGGCAAGAACCAGUUCCUGGGCAUCGCCUACCUGGUUAUUGGCUCUCUCUGCAUCGUCAUGGCGAUGGUCAUGCUCAUCAUUUAUGCAAAAUACAAGUUCACAGACGAUGAUGAAGAUAUGUAGUGCUGAUGUCGUUAAGAUCAACAUGUGACUGGAAGAUUAGGUCACUUCACCCACAGGACAGAGAAUUUGAAGUCCUUCCUCAUCCCUCAGACCUUCCUGUCUGGGAGAGCUUGGUUUGAUGCUUCUGCUUGACACACAACACUCUACAGUGUUCCCUCACCUGGCACAGGUGUGUUUCAAAUUGUGUUCCAAACUGCAGCCUGUCUCUGGAGUGCGAACAUGCUGUGAACAAGAAAAACAAAAUCAGGAAGCCAUAACAGAAACUUUACUAAAUGUUUCUGUUACGGAAACAAAUGUCAUGGAAUUAAGAGUGUAGCCAAAGAAUUCUGCUAUUUACAAGGAGAAAUACUGAUCCACAAAGCUCAUAUCUCCAGGGUGAUGCCAUAGACGUCCUUCCUUCAGGUUAAUAGCAAAUCACGCUAGUUAGCUAACAAGUUGUUCUGAAAUAACAGAAUUCUAAAACAGUCACUACUAAAGUAAUAAUAACUAAAUGCUAAUUUUGCAUGAAUCAUUUCUCUUUUCUUAAUUAUGUUUAAAAAGACGACCUUGGCUAUCCUGGGAUCUCUUUAGAGGAAUGAUUUUUAUGUUUCUGUUCAUAUUUAUCAGAAUCUGCUUUUUCUGCAAGAACUUUCAAGCACUGUUAGUGCAGUUACACUGUUGAUGUCAAGACACGGUUGUCUCGGGGUAUUUAAAUGCAGGAGGACAAGUCAUGUAUUUUUGUACAUUUGUGAAGUGUGUUUGUUGUUUAUGGAUAUGUAUGCUGAUGAUUAAAGUUCGGUCUGUUUAAAGCAGAUCUGGAGUUCAAAAUCCACAUUUGUUUGUUUGUUUUUAAGUUGAUACGUCCCUUCCCUUAAUGAGCCGUGUGUACUGUGACUGCUAUGACAGGAUUAUCAGAAUGUAUGUAUGUAUUAGGACUACAGUUUGGAGUGGUUA